Molecule: messenger RNA, 1479 nt
Organism: Suillus bovinus
Lineage: Eukaryota; Fungi; Basidiomycota; Agaricomycetes; Boletales; Suillaceae
Exons: 3
Coding region: 237-1259 (340 amino acids)
Molecular function (GO): acyltransferase activity, transferring groups other than amino-acyl groups
Source: RefSeq, a predicted model, not a curated record
UCCCUGUAUAGUUAUUCAUCACGUUUUCACGUUCGGAGACGUUAAUCCCCUUAUCCAGCCUGUGUUCUGUAUGAUUAUCGGAACGUUUAGGUUAUAUUCUUGAGAAAAAGUAUCUUCGCAGGUGCUGUAUCUGCAGUGAUGGACGACUAUAAAGUGAACAUGGCUCAAGGAUCCAACUACACUCAUACUCAUACUCAGCUUUCUAUCCUUCCGACCUACAAGUCACCAUAGAAAACAUGCCAGGUUUAGUUCCCUCUGUUCAACGCUUUGACACCAUCACGGGUAUCUCAGAUGCUGUAUGGACUGCUCUACUCGCCAACCCUGCUCGCGCCAACCUUAUCCUUCCCCAUGCCGAAAAGGUUUUCGGUCGCCAAAAGUUCACGCCCAAACUUGAUGCUACGGGCCAGUUUUGGUUGACGUACUCGAAGCCUGGCACUUCCGAAAUCCAUUUGAUCCUUUCCUGCACAGAGGGAGCAAUGGGCAAAUACCCCCUUUUCAUCCUCUCCACAGUCCCCAUCGCUGAAUUGACAGCUGAGCUUCUCGAAAGCUCCAUGGAAGCACUGUGCAGCGCGCUUCUGGAUGAGCGUGGCUUCAAGAAGGAGAGAGUCUUUUCCGUCUUCUCCGUUGAGAAAGUCGCAGAGGCCUUCGCUCUGCAAUGGUCGAAACGCACAGGGAUUGAUUGCCUCAAGAACCCGUACUACGAGGCAUUUUUCUCGGUGUGUACUGCAAGCACAUUGGUCCGACAACAGCGGCCUGCUCGUUCAUCAGACUCGUAUGAGAUGCUCGAGCCUCGUCUUGCUGUAGAACAGGACGCCGAGCAACUGACUGAACAAUGUCGCGAUUUUGCCGCAACUUCGCCCCCGUUCACCCUUAGCGAGGAGGAAGCCCGUAAAGAAGCUAGCCUUCUGAUCGCAAACAAAUCAGUUUGGGUACUCGAGAUGCAAAAGCGGGAUGAAAAACCCGAGAUUGCAACUAUUGUUGCUGUGACGCGGAAGUCGAAAGGUGUUGCUACCAUCUCAAAGGUUUAUACACCAGAGAAGUGGAGGGGCAAUGGCUGCGCUGCGAGACUGGUUCGCCAUGUCUGCAUUGAGUUGCUGGAGACAUAUGAGCAAGUCGUCCUAUAUGUCGGCGUUGACAAUGGCGCCAAGUAUGUGUAUGACCGCGUGGGUUUCCAGGGUCUUAGUGAGGGCUCUCCCCUGUCGGAGCGAUGGCUUGAGAUUGGUUUUGAUCAAAAUAAAGUUGAACUCGGUCAUUGGUAGAUUUUUGACAUAUUUCUGGAUCGCUUUGGCAUAUCUCCUUUGGGUUGCUUCACAUGGUCGUGCAUUCAUCCCUCUAACAUCUUGCAUAUUGUCUGUAGCAUAGCGUUCGUCAUCAUUCUCUAGAGCUUAAAUGUAUCACAUUGGAUAUGUACACAUGUAUUUCUUCUUGAUCCUUUGUACGAUCGGACUACCCGAUAUCAAUAGAUGUAUGAUCAAUCCU